This is a messenger RNA of Colletes gigas, 3630 nucleotides long. Its product is annotated as zinc finger protein 777. Gene Ontology annotation, molecular function: DNA-binding transcription factor activity, RNA polymerase II-specific; RNA polymerase II cis-regulatory region sequence-specific DNA binding. The transcript has 3 exons. Lineage: Eukaryota; Metazoa; Arthropoda; Insecta; Hymenoptera; Colletidae. The coding region runs from base 242 to 1825 and encodes 527 amino acids. Gene Ontology annotation, biological process: regulation of DNA-templated transcription. The record is from RefSeq and is a predicted model, not a curated record.
CUCGAGGCGGACGCACCCCCUGUGUUCUGCGACAGGUACAGGGCACGGUCGCUUUCAACCAAAAGAACCUUUCGACUUUUCAAACCACGCGACAUUGUUUCGUCCGGUUCGAUAACAUUCUCCUGUCCGAAUCUACGAGUGAUCGCGUGUGACAGUGGACAGUAGAACCGAAAAUCCGAGGUAUGAUUUGUGGUGAUUCGUAGAAGAGAUUAGAGAGUAAAGGAAUACGAAACGGGUGAAAAUGCCGAGAGCUUUUCUCAUCACCCACCGCCGAUACAACGGCGUCGAAGAAGAGUUCGACGGGUCCGGAAGAGAUUUCAGCCCCGAGAGAGGGGUAAGACUGGCCGAUUACAGCGGGAACCAUCCAACGUCCGAUGGCGCGAGCGAAUGCGGCAGCGAGACGUCGUCGGAGUGUCCCGAGGAACUGUACAAUCUAACGAAACUGGCGGAAGUGAGCCUGGCGGCAGCCGCGGGCACGCUAAUUCAUCCCAGCAACGUGAUUUACCAGCAACCAGCCUCGCCCAGGUGCGCUCAGCUCUCGGACAAGUGCAGCAGGAUCGUGUCGCCGCGAUCGAAGAGGCAGGAGUCGCAGUUCCAAGAUCACCCGGGUACGCUGGAGGACGAGCAGACCCUCGGCGAGAGGACGAAACUGUUCUUCGAGAGGAUCGAAAGCGAACGAGAGAUACUGCAAACCCACUCGGAGAGAAAUACUGUUCUGGGUAUCCGCGUAUCGUCCCCUCGUUCCCAUCGUUUGCAGGAGGAACGAGGUCUCGAUGUCUCCGACAACUCCCUCGACAAGACCGAAUUGGAACCGGCACCGUCGAUACCGUCGAUACCCGAAAGCCGAAGAACGACCUCGACCUCGACGGAGACGUCGAAAUCCGAGGACAACGAGGACCACGAGUGCCCCGAUUGCGGGAAGAAGUACUCGACUUCCUCGAACCUGGCCAGACACAGGCAAACGCAUCGAUCCCUAGGUGAUAAGAAAGCCAGAAGGUGUCCACAUUGCGACAAGGUCUACGUUAGCAUGCCCGCGUUCAGUAUGCACGUCAGGACGCAUAAUCAAGGGUGCAAGUGCCAUUACUGCGGCAAGUGUUUCUCGAGGCCGUGGCUGCUACAGGGACACAUACGCACCCAUACCGGAGAGAAGCCGUUCAAGUGCACGAUCUGCAACAAAGCGUUCGCUGACAAGUCCAACUUACGCGCCCACAUACAAACGCACUCGAACACGAAACCGCACGUGUGCGGUCGUUGCGGCAAAGCGUUCGCCCUGAAGUCGUAUCUGUACAAGCACGAGGAGUCGUCCUGUAUGAGAGCGCAUCAUCGAUCAUCCGUGGAGAAAAUAGAUGGAAACGAUCAGAAGGCUGCGUCCUCGUCGGCGAAAUCGUGCGCGCCACUCUCGUCGUCUUUCGGCCGACUGCAGACGACACCGUGCCUCACGGCGUCCCCCACCAGCGUCAUAGUUCCUCGUUUAGGUCUGAACCGCGACCAAAGAAACCCGUCGUCGGCGUUCUCAGCGAUCAUCAGGCACACCAGAAUACCGGACGCGUCCGCGGUAUCGCCGCCGUCGUUGAAACGUUCCUGCAGAGAUAAAACACCGAUCGAGGAGCACGAGGGGCAAACAUCCGACGGCUCGACGAAAGACCCGGAGUGCGUGUCCAGGAUGGUAAUCAGAACGUCCGUUAUAUCGCCCAAUCCGGAGCAUCUGAGUCGCUUCAACAACGAUAGCCAAAAUUCUUCCAACGGUUUUGAUUUUUCUGAUCCGACGAGGUCCUCCGCGUUUUCAAGGCCAACCACGAUGACCCUGAAUUUGGCGAUCGCGUAGAAUCACUCGUCGCCCUUGAAAUUUUAAACCAGGCACGCCAAACUUUUUCUUUGCCAUCGUCAAAACUAUCUUAACAUGCCUGUUUUAAAUAUAUCGAGGAAAAUAGAGUAUUCGUCUAAAUUGAUAAACGAAAUCACGGCAAGUAGUUCCGCCGAGUAACGUGAGAACAUUAUUGUCGAAUGUAGAUAAGGCAGAAUCAGUUCUGUAGUACACCAAAGACUACCUUAAUUCCUACGGAUUUUUCAAACGCGCAGAGGAACCGUUAUCCAAAACCGAAGGCGAAACAAUCAUCGUUUCGCGGAGGUAACGAAGACGUCAUUAUUUGCUAGCAACUAGUGUCAUUCCUACCGAUAUCGAGAUAAGUCCAUUAAGUUUUAGAAGUGAAACGUUUGAAAUUGUAUCGUUAUACUUAAUGGCGCCUUUUUACAGCGAUUAACGCCCACAUUUAUAGAUAAAGUGAAGUCAAUUUUGAUGACAAGUUCGAUAGCACUACAAACAAGCACGAUCGACAAAGAUUACGUGACAAAUAUUAUUCCAUACACCUUCCUAAUUAGGGACCAUAUAGCACAUAGUAUAGUAAUGAUAAAAUCAUGGAUCAUCAAUUCCUAGUAUCGUGCCUUAAACACUAUUCGUAUGUAGCAACAUUUUUUUUUUAAAGACACAUCGCGUCGUAUGAAGGAACGAAAGUAAUUUAUUAAUUUGGAGUGAAAUGCAGUGCCUAUUAUAUGCGUACUUACCUUAGUAUUAAUUGCGUCGAUCGAAUCAAAGUUCUCCGAGCUCUUCCAGGCAGCUAGAAAUUCUUUAAUGCUUGAAACUAACGUAAAUUGCUAAUAAACAUCGAUCGAAUUAUAGAUACUCGUAUUAUUGAGAAAUACCGUAAAAGAAACUAUUUUUACUUUUAUCUUUACACGACAAGUUACACUUUUAGAAUCUCCCGUUGAAGUUACGCGUUUCUGUGAGUAUUUUGUGCGCUAAACUAGGCGAUCAACUACGAUAGUCUGAUGAACAUUUGGAAGAAGUUGGUGUAGUUGAACCGCGCAAUUAUAAGUAUUUGAAUAAGUACUGAAUAGUUAAUUAAGAUUUCUGUCAAAAACGGUAGAUAAGGAUAAAUGUAAUUUCGGGUCUCGUCAUAUUUGCUGCAAACGUAUAUCUAAGAAGGUAGUUUUAUUUUGUAAUGCAUUAAACGCGUUUUUAAAUACAAGAACGCGUAUCGUCUGUGAUUCGAAGUUGCGUAAAACAGAAUUCGGCUGCUGUACACGCAGUUUCGUAGCCCUCUGUCGGCGGUAUUGUAGAAUAUUUAAGAAUUUCUUGUUUUCGAUCCGUUACCAAUCGAUGGUAUCGAUCCGAGUGUAAACUAGUCCAAUCCGUUUUGCUAUUCCAAGCACAACCUAUCGAAUUUUUCUCGUAAAUAGCAUCGAACACUUUGCGUUUUAUGUUCCAUUAAUUGUUCUCACGAGAACUUCUAAAACGACAUGGUUGUGCAAGAAUUCGAAUAGCAACGGUUAUGAUAAAGAUUUUCCGUAGUUUAUGGAUUUUGUUCAGAGUAAAAUCGUACAUUAGAGAAUUGUGUUUGCAUUAACCUGGAGCAACGGCGUACGCAUGCGCGCGUGUCCUAGUCACCGAUCUACCGCGAAGAUCGAACAUAUGGAUCCCGAGUUGUAAUAUUAUGUUAUAUAGUCGUGUGAGUCACAAAUUGUAAAUAGCAUUCCCUACAUUAUAUAUAUAUAUAUAUAUAUAUUGUAUGUAUGUAUAUAUAUAUAUAUAUAUAUUAGUACUUAGAAUGACUCGCAUCGUUAGUCCUUUUA